Messenger RNA from Punica granatum (pomegranate), 1938 nucleotides. The record is from RefSeq and is a predicted model, not a curated record. Lineage: Eukaryota; Viridiplantae; Streptophyta; Magnoliopsida; Myrtales; Lythraceae.
GAAAUUCGCCUUUCGCUACAACCCGACCGCCGUACGUGCAUUUUGUCUCUGGGGCUCUGACACUAUCUCUAUCCCUCCCGAGUCCGAUCAAUCUCGGCAUUCAAAUUCUGGGUCCUGUUCCUCACCACCUAAAGAUUGAAUCUUCUGCCGUUUGGGUCCUCCUUUCUACGCCGAUCGAUUCGUUCGAACAUCAUCGUCGACGGCUCCGCUUCAGCUUCCUUCCCUGGCGGCGAUAGCGAUUUCUUCUCUUUGCCGGGGGUAGGUUAAGGCUUGCAGGACCAACGCUGGCCAAUGGCAGAUCUGAAGGAGCGUCUCCUGCCCCCAAAACCUGCAUCAGCCCUUAAUCUUAGGGAGUCAUCUACUCGAGGCCGGCCACCUUCUUUUCAAGGAGUGGAUGUGCUGGGCCUGAAGAAGCGGGGCCAGGGCCUUCGAUCUUGGAUCCGAGUGGACACAUCUGGUAACUCCGAGGUGAUUGAGGUGGACAAGUUCACGAUGAUGCGCCGCUGUGAUCUUCCGGCUCGAGACUUGCGCUUGCUCGAUCCUCUCUUUGUGUACCCAUCCACCAUUCUUGGCAGAGAGAAGGCUAUUGUCGUCAACUUGGAGCAGAUAAGGUGCAUAAUAACAGCAGAUGAGGUCCUUCUAUUGAAUUCCCUCGAUAGCUAUGUCUUGCAAUAUGUUGUGGAGCUUCAGCGUCGAUUGGCCGCAGCUGGUGUUGGAGAGAUGUGGAAGUCCGAGCAUGCUGAUUUGAACCGGAGGAGAGGAAGUAGAAGCUUUGAUAAUGUUUUUGGAAGUACAUCCCCUGAUUAUUUGCCAUUUGAGUUUCGGGCGUUAGAAGUUGCACUAGAAGCUGCCUGCACUUUUCUUGAUUCCCAGGCAGCGGAACUUGAAAUUGAAGCUUAUCCUCUACUGGAUGAGCUCACAUCAAAGAUCAGUACUCUGAAUCUGGAGCGAGUCCGUAGAUUGAAAAGCCGACUUGUUGCAUUGACCCGGAGAGUGCAGAAGGUCAGGGAUGAGAUAGAGCAGCUCAUGGACGAUGAUGGGGACAUGGCAGAGAUGUAUCUCACUGAAAAGAAGCGAAGGAUGGAAUCUUUAUUUUACGGCGAUCAGUCGGUGACGGGAUUUAGAUCGAAUGAUGGUGCCUUAUCGAUCUCGGCACCGGUUUCUCCAGUUUCUUCUCCCCCUGAGAGUAGGAAGCUUGAAAAGAGCCUGAGCAUUGCAAGGAGCCGACACGAGAGCAUGAGAAGCUCAGAAAGUGCCACGGAGAGCAUUGAAGAGCUGGAGAUGUUGCUGGAAGCUUACUUUGUGGUCAUAGAUAGCACUCUUAACAAGCUGACUUCGUUGAAGGAGUACAUUGAUGACACAGAAGAUUUCAUCAACAUUCAGUUGGAUAAUGUUCGAAACCAGCUUAUCCAAUUCGAGCUGCUAUUGACGACUGCUACUUUCGUGGUUGCAAUUUUCGGAGUCGUCGCGGGAAUCUUUGGAAUGAAUUUCUCGAUCCCAUUAUUUGAUGAUGAAGGGGCCUUUAAGUGGGUGCUUAUAAUUACUGGAGUGACCGGCCUUGCUAUAUUUUGCGCGUUCGUCUUGUUCUUCAAGUACCGAAGACUUAUGCCCCUGUAGAUAUUCUCGUUGAUACAGAAGAUUUUGUGAUUUGCAUUGCCUUCAUUCUUGAUAGCUAAGUCAGGAUUGUAGGUCGAACCAGAGAUGGGGAACACUUCAGCUGGUGACUUAGUUCAGUAGACCAUUCUUUGCAAUUCCAUUUCUCUGCUGUAUGCAAGUCAUAUUCUCCACGUAAAUAUACUAAUAACUCCCAGAAAUGAGAAAUGUAUUUAUUCUCCAGUCCUUUUGUGUAUAUACUGAACGAGAAGAGCAUUACAUCAUGUUACUUCGAUGAACUAUUAAGGGGCCCUCUUAAUAAAGUUCAAGGUUAUGGAGGUUUAA